Molecule: messenger RNA, 1089 nt
Organism: Phytomonas sp. Hart1
Lineage: Eukaryota; Euglenozoa; Kinetoplastea; Trypanosomatida; Trypanosomatidae
Source: the annotation of a GenBank genome assembly
AUGUCAAACCUUGAACGAUUUCUGAAAGUCUAUGAUGAGAUCCAGAAAUUUGCGCUCUCCUUUCUGGAGAAAAAAUACCAAAUGGACGUCCAUCGCAAACAAUACAUGAAAGACAUGUUGGAUACAACAUGUCUUUGUGGAAAGUACAAUCGAGGGGUCUGCGUUGUUAACGUUGCAGAAGAGAUGGCGAAAGAUCAGGGCGUAGAUGACGCCACAUUGGCGCGCAUUCUGCACGACGCGUGCAUUUGUGGGUGGAUGAUUGAACUUCUUCAGGCACACUUCCUCGUCGAGGAUGAUAUUAUGGACGGCAGCAAGGUCCGCCGGGGCAAGCCGUGCUGGUAUUUACACCCCGGGGUUACCCAGCAGGUCGCGAUUAACGACGGGCUCAUUCUCCUCGCUCUGGCGAACGCCAUCGCCUCGAAUUUUCUCGCGGGGCGACCGUUUUUGGCCGAAGUCCUUCGCAUUUUUCACGAGGUCGACUUGACCACCACCAUCGGGCAGCUUUACGAUGUCACGUCGAUGGUAGACUCGAGCAAGCUCGACGCACACACUGCGCACCCGCAAACAACUGAUUAUGUCGAGUACACGGCGUUUAAUUACGGGAGGAUUGUGAAAUACAAAACUGCCUAUUACACCUAUUGGCUUCCACUGAUGUUUGGGCUCCUUGUGAGCGAGAGCGCGGAGAAGGUGGACGCCGCAAGGGUCGAGAACCUUGCGAUGGUGAUUGGGGAGUAUUUUCAGGUCCAGGACGACGUGAUGGAUUGCUUUACGCCGCCGGAGAAGCUUGGAAAAGUUGGGACGGACAUCCAGGACGCGAAAUGCUCCUGGCUCGCCGUGAAAUUUUUAGAGGUCGCCUCGCCAGACCAAAUACAAGUGUUUAAAAAGAACUAUGGCCAAGAUGAGGAAAAAAAAAUCGCCAUCGUCAAGCGGCUUUUCGAGGAGACGAAGCUUUUGAAACACUUUCAGACGUACGAAGAAGGGAUCGCACUGGAGGUACACAGGCUGAUCACAGACCUUACCAAGCAGAGCGCCGCAUUCGGGCGGAGUGUGCAGAUGCUUUGGGAUCGAACUUACAAACGCCAGAAAUAA